CGCAAAGCCAUGACCGACGUCCCUUAUCUGCAGCGCCGAGUUGAAGAACUCGCUUUGGAAGACGAGGUGAAGCAGCGCCCGUGGGAACAAUCAUUUAAGCACGCUACUGGCACUGACAAGGAGCCUCCUGUCGUAGAUGAUGAUGAUUCUCCAAUGGAGCUGCAGCAAAACGAAGAUGAGGGUAGCGGUGCCGAAGAAGAUAGUGAUGUAGAAGAAUAUGAAGCUCCAGAAGAUAUCGAUCCAGUUAUGUUAACCGAAAAGUUGUUAGAGGGUUAUUAUAAUGAUGCUGGUCAAACAUCUUCUGGAUUUUGUGCUGCUUGUGUUGACAAUGAAGUCUGCAAAACUUGUGGUCACAAGAAUGGCCUCCCUGCUGAUUAUAAUCCAAUGAAUUGUGUAGUUUGUGGUACCACUGAUGAGCAUGAGAAUGGAUCUUGUCAAAUUCAGGAUUUCCUUUUGGUAUGGGAAAAGAUCAUUCAUCGAGCAACUUGAAGAAAGGGAGAAGAUGAUGCUUUCAACAAGUAGGAAUUGUGGUGGCAUGGAUCAAGUGAUGACUGGAUAUGUUCGGCCAGCCUACUAAGAUGAAGAGAGCUAUCAUUUAUCUUUACGAAUGGUUUGAUUUUGCUGUGUUUCUAAUGAAAAAUAAUUUAUGUAUUGUGAAAUACGUUGACUGAAGCACUUCUAGGUGACUUAUUGUGCCCAGAAUUAAAUUCAACUUCAAGAAUUUAUGAGGGCAUUUUAUGUAUUAUCGUAAACACUGAAUGACAUCCUUGGUAAAUACAUUAUUGUAAAGGUUAAACU
This is a messenger RNA of Fragaria vesca subsp. vesca, 798 nucleotides long. RefSeq lists its product as uncharacterized. The record is from RefSeq and is a predicted model, not a curated record. NCBI's taxonomy places the organism in Eukaryota, Viridiplantae, Streptophyta, Magnoliopsida, Rosales, Rosaceae. The coding region runs from base 10 to 489 and encodes 159 amino acids. The transcript has 3 exons.